Tribolium madens (black flour beetle) is the source of this 523-nucleotide messenger RNA. RefSeq lists its product as uncharacterized. The record is from RefSeq and is a predicted model, not a curated record. The coding region runs from base 3 to 482 and encodes 159 amino acids. The transcript has 3 exons. NCBI's taxonomy places the organism in Eukaryota, Metazoa, Arthropoda, Insecta, Coleoptera, Tenebrionidae.
CAAUGCACAUCUCACUUAUCGCAAUUUUCGUGUAUUUUUCAUUGGCUACGACCGGUGCUCUACCUUUCCUUCCACCACAAGAGAGUGAAAUUUCAUUGCAAGAUGAAAGCCAGAAUAUGAUUUCAGGAACGACAUUCCGUCAAGUGGGCCUUUUUGGUGUAAUUCCAGUGAUAGUGAAACUAGCACUUCGAAUUUUAUUUUUGCCACUAGUUUAUUCCCUUAUAAAUGUAAUACGUUUUCCUUUUACAAUUUUUCAAUUUUUUAUUUCAUUUCCCUUUAAAUUAAUUAGUUUUAUUUUGACAUUCCCGUGGAGUUUAGGAAGUUUAGUUUUGAGUAUUGUUUAUUUACCAAUAACUACAAUACAAACUAUUGCGAUGAUAAUUAGUCCAGUGACGAGUAUUGUUAGAUUUGUCGCAAAAGUUGUCUCUUUCCUAUCUGGAAUGCCAAUAAUAAUGUCUAAUACUGUGUAUAUGUAUGAAUAAUUAUUGAUACUUGCAAUAAAAUAAAAGCCAACAAUUAAAAA